Molecule: messenger RNA, 3095 nt
Organism: Elgaria multicarinata webbii
Lineage: Eukaryota; Metazoa; Chordata; Lepidosauria; Squamata; Anguidae
Gene: GRB7
Product: growth factor receptor bound protein 7
Exons: 15
Coding region: 92-1717 (541 amino acids)
Biological process (GO): signal transduction
Molecular function (GO): protein binding
Source: RefSeq, a predicted model, not a curated record
UGUGGAGUCAGCUGCAUCAGGACUCCCACUUCUGGACUGGAUUCAUAAGGGAUCAUGUUUUGAUGUUCAGAGGCCAGUGAAAGAUAAUGACAUGGACCUGGGAACUCUCCAAAACAACCUCAACAGCACCUUGGAUAAUGUUUAUGAAGAUGACCUGGGAUCUGUUCACCCUGGGACCCUUUCUAAUGGCAUCCCUAUCUGCAAUGGUGAGCAGGCCAACCUGACGAUCCAGGGUGAUGUUGUCAAGCGUUCUCAGCCACUACUCAUCCAACCCAAUAGAAAACUGGUGGUGGGAGAGCCACGUGCCUUAUCUCUGCCCUCCAUCCCAAACCCUUUCCCAGAGCUCUGCAGCCCAUCCAACUCACCCAUCCUCAGCAGCGUCUCACUGGGGCCCGGCUCACAGCGAGAAGGUGGUUCUCACGUGGUGAAGGUCUACAGCGAAGAUGGCACUUGCCGCUCUUUGGAAGCCACAGCUGGGACCACAGCCCGCCAUGUCUGUGAGAUGCUGGUGCAGAAGACUCAUGCUUUGCAUGAUGAUUGCUGGGCCUUGGUAGAGGUCUAUCAGCACUUGGCCCUGGAGAGGAGCCUGGAAGACCAUGAAUCUGUGGUGGAGGUUCAGGCGACAUGGCCGGUUGGGGGUGACAGCAGGUUUAUCUUCCGAAAGAACUAUGCCAAGUAUGAGCUGUUCAAGAAUUCACCACAGUCCCUCUUCCCUGAAGUCAUGGUCUCCAGCUGCCUGGAUGCAGCCAGCAAAGGCAUGUCCCACUCAGAACUCAUACAGAAUGUGCUAAAUUCAGGAAGCUGCCCUGAAAUCCAAGGGUUCUUGCACCUGAAAGAAUUUGGGCGCAAAGUUUGGAAAAGGUUUUACUUUUUCCUCCGGCGCUCCGGGCUCUAUUACUCAACAAAAGGAACAUCAAAAGACCCACGACAUCUACAGUACUGCGUUGACAUAAAUGAAUCCAACAUCUACUAUAUCUACCAAGGAAAGAAGCAGUACAGCACCCCCACUGAGUAUGGCUUUUGCAUCAAGCCAUACAAGGCACGCAGUGGGGCAAAAAGUCUGAAGCUCUUCUGCAGCGAGGAUGAGCAAAGUCGCACAUGCUGGAUGGCUGCUUUCCGUCUCUUUAAGUACGGCAUACAACUGUACAGGAACUACCAGCAGUGUCAAGCACGGCAAAAGGAACCAGCCUGGACUGGCGUUGCACCCCUGCGGAGCGUGUCCGAUAACACUCUGGUGGCCAUGGACUUCUCAGGCUGUACGGGCCGAGUGAUCGAGAACCCCAAUGAGGCACUGACAGUAGCUCUGGAGGAAGCUCAGGCAUGGCGGAAGAAGACAACUCACCGGUACAGCCUGCCCACCCCGUUCCAGAGCUCUCCACUCAAUGCUGCCAUCCACAGAACGCAGGCGUGGUUCCAUGGACACAUUUCUAGAGAAGACACCCAGCGCCUUAUAAUCCAGCAAGGACUAGUGGACGGGGUAUUCUUGGUGCGGGAGAGCCAGCGGAACCCCAAAGGCUUUGUCUUAUCGCUCUGUCACUUGCAGAAGGUGAAGCACUACCUUAUACUUCCGAGUGAGGAAGAGGGGCGCCUAUACUACACCAUGGAUGAUGGCCAAACUCGCUUUGCUGACCUGAUCCAGCUGGUGGAAUUUCACCAAAUCAACCGCGGCAUCCUGCCUUGCAAGCUGAAGCACUACUGCACGUGUGUUGCCUUGUGAGAGGUUGUCUUUCCAGCUGGUCUGCCCCAUGCCCCACCCUACGAUUGGCCAUGGCCAGCAACAGGGAGGAGAGCUGGGGAGCAGGCCUUUUUGAACGCUGUACACCGGGAUCGACUCCAAAUUUUCAACUGCUCCUUGACCCCACCUUCAGCUGCACGUGCAGCAAGUGACCAAGGAAGGACCUGCUUUGAGCCCUCUCCUUCAGCCACACACUAGGAAGCCUUGAAAUCCGAAGCAAAGCCGAGGGUGGACUUGAGGUCACGGUGCUGGCAAUUCACUAGAGGAGAGGGAACUCCUCUGUGGCCCUGUGGCUUUCUCCUUCCCCAGGAAAAGGGGAACUGCACCCCUCUGCCCACUGAGCAUUCAGGGCUCUCUGUGUGCUCUGAGCUCGAGCUUCCUUUGGCACCACUUCUGAGAAAUGUUGCUGGUUCAGUUCCUGUAUCCGCAGUGUGAUUCCAGAAUUCCAAUAUUGUUGUCCUGCAGGUUUGUCAGUGUUUUUUAUAAUGUUUCAGAAUCCCAGAUUGACCGGAGACAACAGUAGGGCAAAAGACAUAUUGGAUGCUUAUCAUGGGAAUUGAUUCCUCCGCAAACUGCUUUCAGUUCUCUUAAAAACCGUGCCUUGUCUCAAGUUUCUAUGGGUGCUGCUGCCUUUGUUAGUCAAGGAACUGAUUCCUUUAUUGCUCAGUCUUUCCUCUCUGGUGUCUAGCAUCCAAGUUUAUUCAAGUGAUGCUGAACCAUAGGCAGCAGGUGGCAAAGUGGGGUGGGAUAGGGUGGAUAUCAGGCAGGGAUCUAUGGGACAGGCCUGAAGCCAUCCAGCAACAGGAGGAAAAAUGGGGAUGACAGAAAAGCCAGACCAGCCCUCAAACCUUUUAGAGCUCUACCGGGAGAUCCAUGGGCUGUGGCGUCAUCCUGGAGGAUAUUGUAACCUGGGAACACUCCGGUCUGAGCGGCUGUCCACAUGGGGAAGCAGCAGAGCACCAAGGCAAAGGUCCUUGGUCCCAGCCCCCGUGGCUCCCCACACACAUGAGUGCUGUUACAUCUAAGCAUCACAGACAAGGAACUGAGAGUGGAAGAGUUGGUUUUCUCUCUCCGCACAAAAGAAUAGAAAUACCCUGGGGCUGAGAGCGGUGGAAGCAAGAAAGCUCUGCCACUGUUAUUGCGCAAAUCUAUGAGGCCAGUAUAAACUGUGAUAAGUUGUGUAUAUAGAAGUGAAGAUAAUAAAUGUUACUUUUUUUCAUACCUUUGCUUUGGUUUUAUACUCAAAUUAAUUGUCAGAAAUGAACAAGCUAGCAGCAACCAUUAAAAUGAAUAACAAAAAUCACUCUGUAAAGAAUUAAAAAAGUAAUUUUAUCUCUAUUUAUCUAAGAGACAAAACUUC